GCAGGUGGCGCGUUCUGGCGAAGCAUUUGGUAUACGCCAUGGAAGCACGUCGCAAAUGGCACGCCGAAGCUCAGGCCAUGGCAUGAUUCCCUCGAUCAGCGCUGUGUCGUAUAUUGCCCACGCGGUGAUCGUUUGAUGCUUGCAAUUAGAUCAGGAUCAGGUGUAUUAUAGAGAGAUGUAAAUUUGGCCAAACUAGAUAGGUGCCAUUCUAUGGUGGAUCGUCCUUGAGCGGAACGCUCGCCUGCAUUAGAGAGCGCAGACGGAGAUCUCUAGUCAUCAAAGCAGAGGGAAGGGACAGGAUAAGGAGCGGAACAACGUGUAGUAGUAGUAGUAGUAGGAGGAGGAGGAGGAGCAGGAGAGGUAGGAGGUGGUGGAGGAGAGGAGGACAACGACGACGACAACGAAGAAGAAGGAGAAGGAGAAAUUCAAUGUGUUGUGAGAAGGAAUUGGUAUCCACGUAUUUCAUGUUGAUUGAUGUGUAGGAGCUCUAGAAUUAUUUCAUGUUCAUUGAUGUGUAGAAUCCUUAAGAACAACAUACGAUCGCAGAUCGUCCUUGUUUCCCUGGCCAAAGAAGAAGAAGAAGAAGAAGAAGAAGAAGAAGAAGAAGAAGAAGACGAAGACGGAGGUCUUCCAAGAGGAGGAGAAGUAGAGGAGAAGGAGGAGGAGAAGUAGAGGAGGAAGAGGAGGAGGGAAGAAAGGGUCAGAUAGGCUGUCGAUCAAUUGCUGCGGCAGCAGCAGGAUGCAGAGGGCGCAAAGAAUGGCGCGCGGGGUGGCAAUGUCUACGCGCCGAGUUGCCGCGUCCGGGUUCCAAUUAGCUUGCCUCGCUGGACGAGAGUACGGGUCGUUGAGACGCCACCACGCAGUCGCGCCACGUGUCGGAUCCUGGCCUCGUUCUCUUUCGAGCGACAAGGAUCCGCACGUCUGUAGCCCAGGCAGACAGGAGGGCAGGCUCCCGUUCAUCGCGGGCUGCGCUUCCAGGGGUUCCAACUCCUUAAUACAAGUAGUAAUACUACCCACGGCUUCGCAAGGAAUUCUCCUGGCGAAGCCGGAGAUCAUGCCACGUGGCGAAUGCCUCCUUAACUCUGGUUUGCGUGCAUUGUCUCUGCGAAGGCAGUGCCACGUCAUCGGCACAUCAAACGGGAGCGGGGAAGAUCACAAACGAUGGUAUACAAAUCACCGGUCAGCGGAAUGCAGUCCUGCACUAGGAGGCCAUGGGUCUGACGAGUUGAAAAGGGCUGUUGCUGAAGGAGGAGGAGGAGGAGGGGGAGGAGGAGGAGGAGGAGGAGGAGGAGAAGCAGUAGAGUCUAGUGGAAAGCAAACUUGGGGAACAUUACAAGAAGACGGGCUACCGUACCUAGGGCCGCCUGGGUCUGGGGACAAGGCUCGGAUAGUGGUGCUGGGAUCGGGGUGGGCGGCCGGUCGGAUUCUGCGAGACAUCAACACGGAGAUGUACGAUGUGGUGUGCAUCUCUCCUCGCAAUCACAUGGUGUUCACGCCGCUGUUGGCUUCCACGUGUGUCGGGACGCUUGAAUUCCGGUCAGUGGCAGAGCCAGUCCGAAACAUACAACGGAGCCUGGCCCAGGCGCCUAACAGUUAUUUCUUCCUGGCCAAUGCUCUCGCUCUACACCCAGAUAAACACCAGGUUGAAUGUCAAGCUCUUGACGAGGGGGAUGCAGGACGCAAGUUCCGAGUGUUUUACGACAAGUUGGUGAUUGCAACAGGUGCUGUGGCAAUGACGUUUAAUAUAAAAGGGGUGAAAGAGAAUGCAAUUUUCUUGAGGGAGGUUGGAGAUGCAAUGGCGAUUCGAAGAAAGCUUCUACUCAAUCUAAUGCUGAGCGACCUCCCAGGCACAAGUGUGGAAGAGAAAAGGCGCCUCUUGCAUUGUGUGGUGGUUGGAGGUGGUCCCACAGGAGUGGAAUUUUCUGGAGAGCUUAGCGACUUCAUCAUGAGGGACGUAAAGAAUCGCUUUCCUCAUGUCAAAGACUACAUCAAAGUCACACUGAUUGAGUCAGGGGUUGAACUCGUCAAAGGAGUUGUGAAGGAGGUCAAACCAGCCCGUAUCAUUUUGACCGACGACCAGGAGGUGCCCUAUGGCCUGCUGGUUUGGUCCACAGGUGUUGGCCCCAGUCCUUUCGUCAAUUCACUUGGGUUACCAAAGUCCCCAGGCGGAAGAAUUGGAGUGGAUGAGUGGCUGAAGGUGGUUGGCAUGCAAGACAUUUGGGCUGCUGGUGAUUGUUGUGGCUAUGUUGAGGAAACGGGCAAACAAGUCCUUCCAGCACUAGCUCAGGUGGCAGAGCGUCAAGGAAUGUACCUGGCAAACUCAUUCAAUGAGAUAGGCAAGCAUGGCGGUGCAAGGGCAGCGAGCUCAGCUGUAGAUGAGAAAGGCGAGGCCCUCACUCUUCCUGAGUUCACUUACCGACAUUUGGGGAGCAUGGCAACAGUGGGCCGCCACAAAGCUCUUGUUGACCUGCGUCAAGCUCCGGCCCCAAACCUUGACUUGUGCUCCAAGGACUGUGUCGGAAAACCUGGCUCAGCGUUGGCUGGCCAGGUCAUUCCCACCAGGAAAUGCUAGAGGAGUAGCUGUUCUGACUCCUGAGUGGUAGACACAGAGGUAAAUCCGAGGGAGCGGGGGGUGGAUCAGAUAAAUUUUGACGAAAGAAAGGGUAUACCCCCCCUUAAAAAAAAAAAAAAAAAGGUACAUAGAUGAAUGGUGGGGGGUUCCAUGCGAUGAGACCGCGAGAAGGGGUGGAUCAGAUAAAUUUUGACGAAAGAAAGGGUAGGGUCUCACGAGUCGCGAGGAGUAAGACCCCCCCUAAAAAAAAAAAAAAAAAGUUACAUAGAUGUAUUGUGGGGGUUUCCAACUUUCCAUGCAAUGAGACCGCCUUUCUGGUCUUAGCUCUUUCACCCACUCCUAGACGAGUCAAAUCGUCGCUGAUUCCCACAAAGGGCCCAUAGGCAUGUGGAUGCUGCUCGGCCCAAGUUGUGGGGACAUAAACCACCAGUACAUGGCCCCAGGCAACUGAAGAACCUGUUUUGAGUCUCUCCGAAAAUGUAGGAGGCCGAGCGCCAUAGAUAAAAUGCAUCGGCGGUGGGCGGCCUCCGAAAGGGGCCCGCAGCCGACAGCUCGCCCGUACUGGUGCUUUAACCCUAGUCAGAAAAAUAGAUUCGCCAUUUUUCCACACAUUACACAGUAAACCUAAGCUAUGUCGUUAGCCGGCUAUCUCGGUACAAUCGUUCACAUGUGUGUGACAUCAACAACUUCAAGGUGAAUUUUUUGAGUUGUUCCUUAACCGUUGCGCUACAUAUCUAGCGAGUGGGGUUGGUACUUGGAACUUAGUCAGAUCUUUGGAGCCAGAUUAUGAUAGCUCGGACUGCGUAAGGAAUUCGGUUGCUGUUCAGAUCAUGAUCCAGAGUCCAGACUUUGAUAUUUUUCUGUCAAGUCAGACCAUGAUAGUUUGGGCUACAUAAGGAAUGUGGCCACAGUUCAGAUCAUGAUUGAGUGCAACUUUUAGGCGGGGCACAAAGACGGGUGAACAAAGUAGAGCGGCAAUU
Molecule: messenger RNA, 3552 nt
Organism: Chara braunii
Lineage: Eukaryota; Viridiplantae; Streptophyta; Charophyceae; Charales; Characeae
Source: the annotation of a GenBank genome assembly